Cyclocybe aegerita is the source of this 6708-nucleotide messenger RNA. The record is from the annotation of a GenBank genome assembly. Lineage: Eukaryota; Fungi; Basidiomycota; Agaricomycetes; Agaricales; Hemipholiotaceae.
CAUGUCGGCGUACGACCACUCCAGAGUCCAUCACUUUAUAGGAGGCAACUCCCUGGAACAUGCCCCGCCUAGUGUCGUUCACGAUUUCGUUAAAACUCAAGGUGGCCACACUGUUAUUACGAAGGUCCUCAUUGCCAACAAUGGUAUUGCUGCCGUGAAGGAAAUCCGUUCCAUCCGACAAUGGAGUUACGAGACGUUCGGAAUGGAACGUGCAGUCGAAUUCACUGUCAUGGCGACUCCUGAAGACCUCAAGGUCAACGCUGAAUACAUUCGCAUGGCCGACCGUUACAUUGAAGUUCCUGGCGGCUCCAACAACAACAAUUACGCCAAUGUAGACCUCAUCAUCGACGUCGCAGAACGUGCAGGAGUACACGCCGUUUGGGCGGGGUGGGGACACGCGUCAGAGAACCCCCGGCUCCCAGAAGGUCUCGCUGCAAGCAAGCACAAAAUCAUCUUCAUCGGUCCUCCGGGAAGCGCAAUGCGUAGCUUAGGAGACAAGAUUUCAAGCACAAUCGUGGCACAAAGCGCUGAUGUUCCAACGAUGCCGUGGUCGGGAACAGGCAUCACGGAAACCGUCCUUUCUGAGGCCGGCUAUGUGACGGUACCCGACAAGGCGUACAUGGACGCCUGUGUUACCACGGUCGAAGAAGGGUUAGCAAAGGCGGAGCAGAUUGGAUGGCCGGUGAUGAUCAAGGCCAGCGAGGGCGGAGGAGGCAAGGGAAUUCGAAAGGUUGAACAUCCAGAUGCUUUCAAGAAUGCCUACCAUGCUGUGGCGGGAGAAAUACCGGGAUCGCCAAUCUUCAUCAUGAAACUCGCCGGUCAGGCUCGACACUUGGAAGUCCAGCUUUUGGCCGACCAAUAUGGCAAUGCCAUCUCCCUUUUUGGACGCGACUGCUCCGUCCAACGUCGGCACCAAAAAAUCAUCGAGGAAGCUCCUGUUACUAUUGCGAAAGAAGAUACCUUCGAGCAGAUGGAGCGGGCUGCUGUCCGUCUCUCCAAGCUUGUUGGAUAUGUCAGUGCUGGUACGGUCGAAGACCUCUACAGUCACGCCGAAGACUACUUCUAUUUCUUGGAGCUAAAUCCCCGUCUUCAAGUCGAGCAUCCCACAACGGAAAUGGUCUCAGGUGUUAACCUUCCAGCUGCCCAACUUCAAGUUGCCAUGGGUAUCCCCCUUCACCGUAUCCGAGAUAUUCGCCAGCUCUACGGCGUUGCUCCAAAUGGCACUUCAGAGAUUGACUUCGAUAUGACCAAACCUGACGCCAAUCAACUCCAACGCAAACCUCGCCCCAAAGGCCACGUCGUUGCCGUUCGUAUCACCGCAGAAAACCCGGACGCCGGGUUCAAGCCAUCAUCCGGAUCCCUUCAGGAGCUCAAUUUCCGUUCAAGCACAAACGUUUGGGGAUAUUUCUCCGUCAGCACUGCGGGUGGUCUUCACGAGUUCGCCGAUUCUCAGUUUGGUCACAUCUUCGCCUACGGCGAAGACAGAAGCGAGAGCCGCAAGAACAUGAUUGUCGCCUUGAAGGAGUUGAGUAUCAGAGGAGACUUCAGGACGACCGUCGAAUACCUCAUCAAGCUCUUGGAGCUUGAAGCCUUCAAGGAGAACACCAUCACCACUGGAUGGCUCGAUUCUUUGAUCAGCAGUAAACUAACGGCUGAGCGACCUGAUGCUACGCUUGCUGUGGUUUGCGGUGCAGUUACCAAGGCGUAUCUGGCCUCUGAGGCAUGCUGGAUGGAGUACAAACGCAUCCUUGAUAAAGGUCAAGUCCCAGGGCGGGACGUUCUUCGUACAGUAUUCGGCAUUGACUUCAUUUACGAAAAUGUACGCUAUUCGUUUACCGCCACCCGAUCUUCUUCGACAGUUUGGACGCUGUACCUCAACGGAGGUAGCGUUAUGGUCGGCGCUCGUCCUCUUGCUGACGGAGGUCUACUCGUUCUCCUCGAUGGCAAGAGUCACUCGAUCUAUUGGAGAGAGGAAGUCGGCGCACUCAGACUGAUGGUCGACGCCAAGACCUGUUUGAUCGAGCAAGAGAACGACCCGACUCAACUCAGGAGCCCUAGCCCCGGUAAACUAGUACGAUACCUUGUCGACAGCGGAGACCAUGUCAAGGCUGGUGAUCAGUACGCGGAAAUUGAGGUCAUGAAAAUGUACAUGCCAUUGGUGGCCUCGGAAGAUGGGAUCGUUCAGCUCAUCAAGCAACCCGGUGUCAGCCUGGAACCUGGAGACAUCCUCGGCAUUCUGACGCUCGACGAUCCUGCUCGUGUGAAGCACGCGAAGCCUUUCGAGGGUCUUCUACCAUCCAUGGGCGCGCCUGGGGUUGUGGGCAAUAAGUCUCACCAGCAGUUUAACCGUUGCUUGGGCGUCCUAAACGACAUACUGGACGGUUUCGACAACCAGUCGGUCAUGAACUCUACUCUUAAGGAGUUCAUCGAGGUUCUCCACGACCCCCAACUUCCGUACUCCGAAGUCGGCGCCAUCCUCUCCUCCCUUUCAGGCCGCAUUCCUUCGAAGUUGGAAGACAGCAUCCGUUUAGCUAUGGAUAUAGCUAAAGCCAAGGGUCCCAAUACCGAGUUCCCUGCUGUUCGCGUGAAGAAAUUGAUCGACCACUACAGUCAGGACAAUAUCCUUCCGCAGGACCGCGCGAUGUUCAGGACCAAGAUCACCGCAUUGUACGACGUUCUCGACCGAUACCUCAGUGGUCUCAAAGGCCACGAGACAGAUACAAUUGCAAAUCUUUUGGAACGCUAUGAAGCAACCGAGAAACUUUUCGGUGGCAGCAUUGAAGCCAGGGUACUUGCUCUCCGCGAGCAAUAUAAGGACGACCUCGACAUGGCCAUUAGUUUGGUCCUCAGUCACAUCAAAGUUCAGAGCAAGGCGAAACUUAUUCUCGCGCUCCUCGAGUACGUCAAGACCAGCCCCCUCAACGUCUCCAAUCCAGAAGGCAGACUUUGCAAAGUUUUGCAAGGCCUCGCGGGUCUGGAGGGCAGAUCCUCAACAUCUGUGUCGCUGAAGGCUCGGGAAGUUCUUAUUCUUGGCCAGAUGCCUUCAUACGAGGAGCGUCUGAUCCAGAUGGAGGGCGUUCUCAAGAAUUCCGUGUCGAAUAACUAUUAUGGCGAAUCGGUCCUUGGCCCAAGGACGCCUUCCGCAGAAGUUCUCAAAGAGCUUAGUGAUUCGCGAUAUACUGUCUUUGACGUUCUCCCUGCUUUCUUCAAUCACGAAGAUGCUAUGGUCCGACUUGCGGCAUUCGAGGUGUAUGUCAGGCGAGCGUAUAAGGCGUACACUCUCCUGUCGAUCGACUAUGAAGAGGGAGAUACGUUGGACGAUGGGGAAGUACCCACCGUGGUGACAUGGCGAUUCAAUCUUGGGCAGUCUCAUUCUCCUCCUGACACACCUCGCCUGACAAUCGGGGAGUCUCCUCGCCGGUCUGCAUCCGUUAGCGACCUGACGUACAUGAUCAACCGCCAUCAGUUGCAACCCGUUCGUACCGGAGCAAUCGCUUCGUUUUCCAAUGUCGCUGCGCUUGCGAAAGGAUUCCCGAAAGUCGUAUCCAUGUUGCCCGCGUUUGACGCCGUUGAGUUCUCCGAACGAUAUGGAGCUAACAGCGAACCUCCAAACGUCGUCAACAUUGCCCUUCGUAUCUUCCAAGAAGAGGAUGAUAAGUCGGAAAGCGACUGGAACAAGGAGGUGCUCUCCUUCGUCAACAAUCACACCGAUAUUCUAGCGCGCCGUGGUGUCCGUCGGGUAUCCAUCAUGCUCUGCCGACGCGGACAAUACCCUGUCUACUUCACCCUUCGUGACUUCGGUGGCGUUUGGAACGAAGAGCAGGCCAUUCGUAACAUCGAACCCGCGCUUGCCUUCCAGCUCGAGUUGAGUCGCCUUUCGAAUUACAACCUUAAACCAUGCUUCGUCGAAGCUAAGCAAAUCCAUAUCUACCAUGCCAUCGCGCGCGAAAAUCAACUAGAUAAUCGCUUCUUCAUUCGGGCUCUUGUUCGUCCAGGCCGCCUUCGCGGGUCGAUGAGCAUGGCGGAAUAUCUCAUCUCUGAGACGGACCGUCUUGUCACCAGCGUUCUUGACGCCCUCGAAAUCGUCAGCGCACAGCACCGCAACGCCGAUUGUAACCAUAUCUUUAUGAACUUCGUCUACAACCUCCCUGUGGAAUAUGAAGACGUUCUUGCCGCCAUUUCUGGGUUUAUCGAACGUCAUGGCAAGCGCUUGUGGCGCCUUCACGUCACUGGGUCUGAAAUCCGCAUCGUUUUGGAAGACGGCGAAGGGAACGUGACACCAAUCCGCUGCAUCAUCGAGAACGUCUCUGGAUUUAUUGUCAACUAUCACGGUUAUCAGGAGAUCACGACAGACAAGGGCACUACCAUCCUCAAGUCCAUCGGCGAUAAGGGACCUCUACACUUGCAGCCAGUCCACCAGGCUUAUCCCACGAAGGAGUCGCUUCAACCCAAACGUUACCAAGCCCAUCUUAUUGGCACAACCUACGUAUACGACUUCCCCGAUCUCUUCUCGAAGGCUUUGCACAACGUUUGGGUCAAGGCUCGUAAGACAGACCCGUCGUUGGUUCUGCCCAAAGUGUUUGUUGAGUCCAAGGAGCUUGUUCUCGACGAGCACGACCAGCUCGCGGAAGUUGAUAGAGCGCCAGGCAAUAACGCUUGUGGUAUGGUGGGUUGGGUAUUCACCCUGAGGACACCAGAGUUCCCGAACGGCCGCAAAGCUGUCGUCGUCGCUAACGACAUAACCUACAAGAUUGGCUCCUUCGGCCCACAGGAGGAUCAAUUUUUUUUCCAGGUCACGCAAUACGCCCGCAACUUGGGUUUGCCGCGCAUAUACCUGUCAGCGAACUCUGGAGCCAGGAUUGGUUUGGCGGAGGAGGCGAUCCCUCUGUUUUCUGUCGCCUGGAACGACACUGCGCACCCUGAAAAAGGAAUCAAGUACCUUUACCUCACCCACGAGAACCAGCUCAAGCUCAAGGAGAAAAGCCCUGAUUCUGUCCGUACUGUCGAAGUUGAGGAGGAGGGCGAGCAUCGCUACAAGAUCACCGACGUUAUAGGUCUUCAGGACGGACUAGGUGUCGAGUGCCUUAAAGGGUCUGGUCUCAUCGCUGGAGAGACCUCCAGAGCAUACGACGAUAUCUUCACCAUCACCCUCGUCACUGCUCGAUCUGUCGGAAUCGGCGCGUAUCUUGUCCGCCUCGGAGAAAGAGCCGUCCAGGUCGAAGGACAACCAAUCAUCCUCACCGGCGCCCCGGCCCUCAACAAGGUUCUCGGGCGAGAGGUCUACACGUCCAAUCUGCAGCUCGGUGGCACACAGAUUAUGUUCAAGAACGGCGUCUCUCAUUUAACGGCCAGCAGCGACUUGCAAGGCGCCACCCAGAUCCUUGAAUGGCUCGCGUACGUUCCAGGGGUCAAAAAUGGCGCGUUACCAGUCCGACUUACUUCCGAUACUUGGGAUCGGGACAUCGACUAUGUCCCGCCCAAGGGCCCUUACGAUCCUCGCUGGUUCAUUGAAGGCAAGACUGACGAAGCCUCGCCCGAGUGGUUGGGUGGUUUCUUCGACAAGGGUUCCUUCCAGGAGACACUCAGCGGCUGGGCUCAAACCGUUGUUGUUGGACGUGCUCGCCUCGGUGGUAUUCCCAUGGGUGUCAUUGCCGUUGAAACCCGUACCAUCGAACGCGUCGUGCCUGCGGAUCCUGCCAACCCGGCAUCCUUUGAGCAGCGCAUCAUGGAAGCAGGUCAAGUCUGGUACCCCAACUCCGCCUACAAGACCGCUCAGGCCAUCUUCGACUUCAACCGUGAAGGCUUGCCGCUGAUCAUAUUCGCUAAUUGGCGUGGAUUCUCAGGAGGUCAGCAAGACAUGUACGACGAAAUCUUGAAGCAAGGUUCCAAGAUCGUCGACGGCCUUUCGAGCUACAAGCAGCCUGUUUUCGUCUAUAUCGUCCCCAACGGCGAGCUCCGCGGCGGCGCCUGGGUUGUGCUGGAUCCUUCCAUUAAUGUCGAACAGAUGGAGAUGUAUGCCGACGUCGAUGCUCGCGCAGGCGUCCUUGAGCCCGAGGGAAUCGUCGAGAUCAAGAUGCGCCGCGACAAAAUUUUGAGCCUGAUGGAGAGGUUGGAUUCGACUUACGCGACACUCAAGCGCGACAUCAAGGAUGCUUCGAAGUCUGCUGAGGAACGUGCCGCUGCAACCACCGCCGCCGCGGAACGAGAAACCCUUUUGCAGCCGACAUACAAACAAAUCGCCCUGUUGUACGCCGAUCUUCAUGGUCGUACCGGGCGUAUGGAAGCUAAAGGUUGCGCCAAGGCAGCAGUCUGGAAGAACGCCAGACGCCACUUCUACUGGGCUGUUCGCGCUCGUGUUGCUCGCUCAGCGGCCAUUGCCCGCCUUGCAGAAGCUACCCCUGAUUCAACAUAUGAGUAUCGCACCCGUCUCCUCAACUCUCUUGCUGCCAUCGAGGCAACAACCGACCAUCGUCAAGUUGCCGAGGCUCUCGAGAAGUUGGACCUCUCUCAGACUGUCGCUCAGCUGAAGGCCAACCAUCUCUUGCGUCAACUCAUCCAGUUGACGAAAGAGGACCGUAAAGCGACUUUUGACGGUAUCAUGCGCCUGGCAGAUAACUUCUCUGACGAUGAGAGGAACUCUUUGUUAUCUGUCCUGAAAAACGGGGCUCGUUCGCCUGCACCUCCGUCCUAUACGAAUACCCCGGUCUA